CCUUGCUCUACGUGUGCACCAUUUAAAUGCCACCACAGAUACUGCCACAGAUACUGGGCAGCAGCGGCAGCACCAGCUCGAAGAUGCAGUCCCGCGACCAUCCGUUUAACCGAUCAACCCGGCCGCUGCUCGAGCGGCGGGCCCAGCCGCAGGUGGUCAGCACCAAGAAGCAGUACCAGUACGGGGCCGGCUCGACCCAGCAGCCGACGGUACCGACGCGCGGCUACAACGACUUUAACCUGAUCAGCCGCCAGUACGAGACGUGGAACUCGAACCACUCGCACAAGGGCUACCCGUACGGCAGUCCACCGUCGCCGACGCACGAUUUUCAGUUUUCCGACAUCGAGGGGCCGCAGCGGACGCAGCACCACCAGCGCACCGUGCACCAGUACACGGUGAACAGCAACAACAGCGAUGACGACGACGAUGACGACUACGACGAGCUGGUGUACCAUCACAAUCAGCUUAACGUCGCGUCGAGCGGAACACCGGCCGGGCUGAAGGUGGCCAAUCAGCAGCUGCGCCGGCGGCUGCUCGAUGCAGCGUCGCCGACACCGCCCGUACCGCCGCAGCGGACGGGCGUGCACAAGACGCCGCCGCCGCCACCGUCACGCGGCCGCACCGUGGACUCCGCAGCUCCACCGAUCGCUCCGGCCGACCUGGACGGGCCGUUCGUGUUCGGUGUGCAUCAUCCCAACACGUUCACGCCGGCGUACGGUGCCAAGGCGACACUGUACGGGACCGGGGCGACGACACUCGGCGGCAAAGAUGCAAAGGAUGCGCUGCACUCCAGUCCCGACACGAGCCAGCACAGCAGCGAUACUAGCUCGUGCGAAAAAUCACGGCGCGCACUGGUGAAGGAGAAGAAAAACUCCAAACGAUCGAAGAUUGAUAAAAAAGACAAAUCGAAACAGAAGCCUGAAAAACGAACGUCCGAUGUACCCGCACAGCCGAACGUGAAAUGUGUCCUCGUCGGAGACGGUGCCGUCGGAAAAACCAACCUCAUACUCUCCUACAUCCAGGACCGGUUCACACACGAAUACGUGCCAACGGCAUUCGACAAAUACAACGUGGACGUCAGCGUGGAUGGGCGACCGAUCGGGGUGACGCUCUGCGAUACAGCCGGGCAGGAUGCGCUGGACACGCUGCGCCAGCUCUGCUACCCCGGUUCCGACGUGAUCCUGCUCUGCUUCUCGGUCGUGCAGCCGGAUAGUUUCCGCUCCCUGGCCACCAAGUGGCAGCCGGAAAUCAGCAAGCUGAAGGGCGUGUCGGUGGUGCUGGUCGGGACGCAGUCCGAUCUACGGAACGAUCAGAGUACGAUCGGCAAGCUGCAGGCUCAAGGAGAAAAACCAAUUCUGUUCUCAUCUGCCUGGGAUUUUGCUCGGAAGAUUGGUGCUAAAUACAUUGAAACAUCGUCGCACAAGAAGGAACACAUCAAGGAGGUAUUCGAUACAGCUAUCUGGGACGCGCUGCAAUCACAGGAGCACGCCAGACGGAAGCGACCACUGUGGAAGCGGCUGUGCUGCCUUACCUGCUGACUGACCCGUGACGUGACGUGAGCAGCACCAUCGAAGAAAAUCAUAUAAAUCAAGACUGUCCAAUCCCGCUAGGUUGAAUGAGUGGUGUUGUGAGCCGUGCUCCUCCAAACACGACUAAAAAAAACAAACAAACCUAGUAGCACUAGUAGUAGAUAUUGUAGAUAAAGCAACAAAAAACCCCCUCAGAACAGACAUGCAAAUGGCAGACGAAUAGCUUCUUAACCUGUUAGCUAUGCCGCUGUGAAUUUGACGUUGUAUAAUAUAAACCGCACGGUGAAUGAAAAGACAUGGAUAGUGAGAUACUAGUUGUAGAAAAAAAGAGAGAUAAAAAUCAAACUACGGUACAGCAGCGAUCGUGAAAGUAUGUAUUAGAAUUAAACUCAUGGAAGUAAAGGGAAAUGAAUGAACGAAGUAUUAUUGUAAAGCACUGUUCUGUAGCAUGAAAAAAGAGCAGCUAUUUAAUCCAACACCGAUAUCAGACCGGAACAUUGAAAUGGUGAUUAGGGACCAGCGUCGGAAUCGAUUGAAUAGGUUGGUAGUAUUACUGGUUAGCACGAUAGUUGUUAGUACGAGUAGGUACUCAAGAGGUUCUAUGGAGUAGCGAUAUGUUCGCAAGACAAAAUCAAUACGCAGCCGCUUGUUCAAUCGAUCGGCUACAAGAGCAAACAAUUAUAAAGAAGAAAAAACAAACAAACAACGCCAACCACACACUUGACUGUAUAAUACUGUCAUCACCGAACGGUACGCCGGUUAAUGAACAUGAACAUUAAUAUGA
Messenger RNA from Anopheles arabiensis, 2313 nucleotides. RefSeq lists its product as uncharacterized. Lineage: Eukaryota; Metazoa; Arthropoda; Insecta; Diptera; Culicidae. The transcript has 6 exons. Gene Ontology annotation, biological process: small GTPase-mediated signal transduction. Gene Ontology annotation, molecular function: GTP binding; GTPase activity. The record is from RefSeq and is a predicted model, not a curated record. The coding region runs from base 27 to 1538 and encodes 503 amino acids.